AUGAUAACUCAAUUCCAUAUAUUAAUUUUCAUCAUCACUUUCUAUCUGGUUCAUCGGGUACAAAGUGAUUCAUUACCUCCAGUCUACAAACACGGAUGUGUGAUUUUAGCCAAUCAAAAGAUAUAUUGUUAUGGAGGUGCCAAUCGUCAAGGAAACUCAGGUUUCUCAAAUCAAACUUUAUCAUGGUUCGAUAGUGAAAUAUAUAAUCAUCAUGUCUAUCUUGAUGUUUCCAAACCAUUGAAUGUAUCUGCUGCCAAUACUCAAUGGCAACCUGUUUCUCCACCUAGUAGUGCCUUUCAACUGGAACCACGCUCAGAUUUCGCUAUGAUCAAUCAUAAUGAUACAGGAUAUACCAUCGUUGGCGGUGCUGGUCCUUCCAUUAAUCAUGGUGAUCAAAGUCUUGUCAAUAUCACUGUGGAUUACAAUGCAGAUUUGAACACUUGGGGAUCCAUCAAGAGAAGAGACGAUCAGCCCAAACUGAACGUAUCCAUGGAAAUCCAAAUGUUUGGUACUCGUGGUGUGAAAAUCACUAACUCUCAAUAUAUGAUCGCUGGUGGCAUGCCUCCUAAUAAUAAUACUGUCAUUCAAACAAACUCUAGUUAUGUCUACGUCGAGUCAGCGGAUUCCAAUUGGGGAACUAUGAAAGUUUACAGUGCUCCUCUUACAAGAGGCAAUGACUUGCUACCAGAACCUUCUCGUGUUUACCGUGCUGAUGUGGCUACAAGCAGCAAUGGCGAUGUCUACUUAUUUGGUGGUAUGCUCGCUCUGAAUGCCACAGAGAAUUACGAUUAUAUGAAUCCCAGAGGGAUUUAUACUUUUGAUACUCUCUAUGUAUUUUAUCCAUCUCAAAAUCAAACAUUUGGCCUCGUUAAAGCAAGCAAUCCCGACAAUGCGCCCAGUACUCGAGAACUGCAUACAGUGACAAGUAUUCCCAACACAGACAAGAUGCUUCUUUAUGGGGGUGUCACAGAUGAUGGAGCCAAUCCUGACUUUUGUUAUACGUUUGAUACUGUAUCUGGACUUUGGAGCGUUGUCAAUUUCACUAAUGGCGAUGGUGCUGGACGUCGAUAUGGUCAUCAAGCGGUUAUGGUAGGCAAUGAUUUGCUUUAUAUUAUUGGAGGUAUCGAUAUCACCAACACUGUCCAAAACGAUGUACAUAUCUUGAAUGUCACCAGUAUGACAUGGUUGAAUGGAUCUUACACCAAUACUUAUGAUCAAACGAAUAGUGCCUCUUCAUCAAACAACAACAAUAAUAAUAAUGGAAGUGGAUCAUCAUCUCUUAGUGGAGGUGCUAUUGCUGGUAUUGUUAUUGGUUGUGUUGCUGCUGUGGCUCUAGGUGCUGCGGCUACUGUGAUCUUUUAUAUGCAACACAAAAAGAAGAAAUCAUUAUCAUCCGGUGCCGCUCCUGCUGGUUUUGCUCCUACAACUCCUCCACCAAAUAAUACGAAGGAAUACAACAUGACGAAUAGUUCUGGACCCCCGGCCAAUGAUGGCUCCACCACUCUUUAUGCAUCAAAUCCUACUGAUGGUACAUCUGGUCAAGCUCCUACUCCUGGUACUUGUUUGAUUUACUGUUUUGAUGAUAAAGGAUGGAUUGUUAAUGCUCGAUGGAAGAAAAGAUGGAAGGAAACAAAUAUGGUUACAAUAUGUGGCUCGGUCGGCAAUGAAUCCCAAGUGCAGAGUGAUCCACUGUUUACAGCCUACAAGCAAGGAUGUGUGAUUUUAGCUAAUGGAAAGAUUCGUUGCUAUGAAGAUACCAAUCAUGAUCCAGUUGUCUCAAAUCAAACUUUAUCACGGUUCAAUAGCAAAAUAAACAAUCAUCAUGUCUACCUUGGUGUCUAUAAACCAUUAAAUGUAUCUAGUGCCAAUACACAAUUGCAACCGAUCCCUUCAACCAGCGAUCUUCAACUGGAACCACACUGUGAUUCUUCUAUGAUCAAUCAUAACGAUACGUCCUAUACUAUCGUUGGCGGCUCUAUUCCUUCCAUUCAUCAUGAUGAUCUUGUCGGUAUUCCUGUGGACGACAAUGCAGAUUCGAAUUCUUGGGAAUCCAUCAAACACAAAAGCACUACUGAAUCCGUAUUGAGCACAUCUAUGGUAACGUCAACGUUUAGUACCCGUGGUGUGAUCACUGGCGACAUUCCUCCUGAUGACAAUAUUUUCAUUCAAUCAAACGCUAGUUAUGUCAAUGUCGAGUCAAAUGAUCCCAACUGGGAAAUUAUGGAAACAUACAUUGAUCAUAUUACAAGAGAUGGCAAUAAGCUCCCAGGACGAAUCAAAAUAAAGAUCUUUGUAUUUUAUCAAUUGGCGACGGAUUCUACGUGA
Halteromyces radiatus is the source of this 2325-nucleotide messenger RNA. RefSeq lists its product as uncharacterized. Gene Ontology annotation, molecular function: protein binding. The transcript is spliced from 15 exons. The record is from RefSeq and is a predicted model, not a curated record. Lineage: Eukaryota; Fungi; Mucoromycota; Mucoromycetes; Mucorales; Cunninghamellaceae. The coding region runs from base 1 to 2325 and encodes 774 amino acids.